Benincasa hispida (wax gourd) is the source of this 498-nucleotide messenger RNA. RefSeq lists its product as uncharacterized. The record is from RefSeq and is a predicted model, not a curated record. NCBI's taxonomy places the organism in Eukaryota, Viridiplantae, Streptophyta, Magnoliopsida, Cucurbitales, Cucurbitaceae.
AUGGCACCGUAUGAGGCUUUGCAUGGAAGACCUUGUAGAACUUCAGUUUAUUGUAAUGAGGUUGGCAAAAGACAGUUGAUAGAACUAGAGUUAGUCCAGACAACAUUAGAAAAUGUUAAGGUAAUCAGAGAAAAUUUGAAGAUAGCUCAUGAUCGACAGAAGAGCUAUGCAGAUAAAAGAAGAAGAGAGUUAGAGUUUGAGAUCGGAGAUCGAGUAUUUCUAAAGUUGUCACCAUGGAAAGGAAUACUCAGAUUUGACAAUAAAGGUAAGUUAAGUCCCAGAUACAUAGAACCCUACGAGAUAAUUGCACAUGUAGGGCCAGCAGCUUACAAAUUUGCUUUACCUACUGAGUUAUCUAAGAUAUAUGAUGUUUUCCAUGUAUCCAUGUUAUGGAAGUAUGUACCCAACCCUACUCACAUUCUCCGAGAACAACCAGUCCAACUAAAAGAGAAUUUAUCUUAUGAAGAGGAACCAGUUCAGAUCCUAGAUAGAAAAUAG